Messenger RNA from Camellia sinensis, 1395 nucleotides. RefSeq names its product syntaxin-132. Gene Ontology annotation, biological process: vesicle fusion; intracellular protein transport; exocytosis. Lineage: Eukaryota; Viridiplantae; Streptophyta; Magnoliopsida; Ericales; Theaceae. Gene Ontology annotation, molecular function: SNARE binding; SNAP receptor activity. The record is from RefSeq and is a predicted model, not a curated record. Gene Ontology annotation, cellular component: endomembrane system; SNARE complex; plasma membrane.
AAUCAAAAUAAGCCGCCUGUCUUCACGGUCUUUCUCUGAUAUCCCAUUCUCUCUUUGUAUCUCUCCUUAUUUCAAAGCACCUCCCUCUUCGUCUCCCAGUUUCUCUCAGGCCUGGUUUUUUUCCCCACUCAACAACCAAAAAACCAGGUCCCAAGAGACACUCCCUAUCCUCUCUCUCUCUCUCUCUCUCUCUAUCUUCACAUCCAAAGAUCUACCUCAUUGUUGCAGAUAUAUACAUAUACAUAUACAUAUACAUACAUACACACACACAUUCAUAGAUUCACCAUUUGAUUUUCUCGUUCUCAAGCUCCUGCAACCAUGAACGACCUUUUAUCGAGUUCGUUUGAGAUCCCUCGUGGCCAAGGUACAGGUGGAGAUAUUGAAAUGGGAAGACAUCGUCCAAUGAAUUCAGGAGAAUUGGGCCUGGAUAACUUUUUUAAGCAGGUUCAAGAUAUUGAGAAACAAUAUGAGGCUCUGAAUAAGCUACUCAAAAAGCUCCAGGAUGCUCAUGUGGAGUCGAAGGCUGUAACAAAGGCUGCUGCCAUGAAAUCAAUCAAGCAGAGAAUGGAGAAAGAUGUUGAUGAAGUUGGAAAAGUUGCCCGUUUCAUUAAAUCAAAGAUUGAGGAGCUUGACAGAGAUAAUUUAACCAACCGGCAGAAGCCUGGAUGUGGAAAAGGAACAGGUGUAGACCGAUCAAGAACAGCCACAACAGUUGCCUUGAAAAAGAAAUUUAAAGACAAAAUGUCUGAAUUUCAGACUUUAAGGCAAAACAUCCAUCAAGAGUACCGAGAUGUUGUUGAGAGGCGAGUUUUUACAGUAACGGGCACCAGAGCCGAUGAAGAGACAAUUGAUCAACUGAUAGAGACCGGGGAUAGUGAACAGAUUUUCCAGAAAGCAAUUAGGGAACAAGGGCGAGGCCAGAUAAUGGACACUCUAGCAGAAAUUCAAGAACGCCACGAUGCGGUUAGAGAUGUAGAGAGGAAGCUUCUUGAGUUGCAACAGAUAUUUUUGGAUAUGGCAGUUUUAGUGGAUGCACAAGGGGACAUGCUCGACAACAUAGAAUCACAUGUUUCAAGUGCAGUUGAUCAUGUUCAAUCUGGGAAUACUGCUCUCCAAAAGGCAAAGAAAUUACAAAGGAACUCUAGAAAAUGGAUGUGCAUCGCUAUUAUGAUCCUUCUUAUUAUUGUUGUAGUCGUUGUUGUGGGCGUGCUCAAGCCAUGGAGUACCAACAAGGGGGCAUAAACGCAUUUCGAUACCUGACGAAUCUACAAGUAUAAAAGAGAACACAAUGCUGUUUCAAUUAUAUAUUGUUGGUCUGUCUUUGUUUUAUGAAUCUUGUAUUUGUUUCCGUCUCUGUAUAAACUUUAGAAUGUAAAACACAAACACCCCCCCCCC